This is a messenger RNA of Coffea eugenioides, 402 nucleotides long. RefSeq names its product egg cell-secreted protein 1.1-like. Lineage: Eukaryota; Viridiplantae; Streptophyta; Magnoliopsida; Gentianales; Rubiaceae. The record is from RefSeq and is a predicted model, not a curated record. Gene Ontology annotation, biological process: double fertilization forming a zygote and endosperm. Bases 19 to 375 code for a protein of 118 amino acids. The transcript has a single exon.
UCGAAAUCGUCAACCCUAAUGGGUAGGCUAAAAUUGGAAGAUGAAGAGGGUGAUAACUCGUUAUUGGCUACUUGUUGGGAAUCUCUCUUUGAGCUGAGGUCUUGCACUGGAGAAGUCAUUCUGUUUUUCCUUAAUGGGGAAACCUAUCUUGGACCGAGUUGUUGCCGUGCCAUCAGAACCAUUGAACACCAUUGCUGGCCUUCCAUGCUUGGCUCUCUUGGCUACACUGCUGAAGAAGGUGACAUCCUUCGUGGUUAUUGUGAUGCAGCUGAUGAACAUGAUGAUUCCGGUGGUUAUGGUUAUCCUCAGCCACCAUCUCCUCCACAUCUUGUGAAUUCUACCACAAAUUCGUCUUCCCACGUCUUGACGCCGUAGUUGAUGCUCAAUGUAUUUAUUCGAAAA